Molecule: messenger RNA, 4499 nt
Organism: Hipposideros armiger (great roundleaf bat)
Lineage: Eukaryota; Metazoa; Chordata; Mammalia; Chiroptera; Hipposideridae
Gene: ENPP6
Product: ectonucleotide pyrophosphatase/phosphodiesterase 6
Exons: 8
Coding region: 1-1218 (405 amino acids)
Biological process (GO): lipid metabolic process; choline metabolic process
Cellular component (GO): plasma membrane
Molecular function (GO): glycerophosphodiester phosphodiesterase activity
Source: RefSeq, a predicted model, not a curated record
AUGUUCAAGAAGGUUAAGGGCACCAAGAGUGAUGACGGCGCCAUUUUACAUAGAGUGGUCUGGAAAUGCCUUUCUGAUCAGACGGAAUUUGAGCAGAAACCUAAAGAAACUUUGUGUUCUAUUAAUGCAGGUAGACAUUGUGAGGUCCAUCAGAUGAUCGGUAACUAUAUGUGGGACCCUAACACCAACAAGUCAUUUGACAUAGGGGUCAACAGAGACAGCCUGAUGCCUCUCUGGUGGAAUGGAUCAGAACCUCUGUGGAUCACUCUGACUAAGGCCAAAAGGAAGGUCUAUAUGUACUACUGGCCAGGCUGUGAGGUUGAGAUUCUUGGUGUCAGACCCACUUACUGCCUAGAAUAUAAAAAUGUCCCAACGGAUAUCAACUUUGCCAAUGCCAUCAGUGAUGCUCUGGACUCCUUCAAGAGUGGCCGGGCCGACCUGGCAGCCAUCUACCAUGAGCGCAUUGAUGUAGAAGGUCACCACUAUGGCCCCUCGUCACCUCAGAGGAAAGACGCCCUGAAGGCUGUGGACACUGUUCUGAAGUACAUGACCAAGUGGAUCCAGGAGCGGGGCCUGCAGGACGACCUCAAUGUCAUCAUCUUCUCAGAUCAUGGGAUGACUGACAUUUUCUGGAUGGACAAAGUGAUCGAGCUGAAUAAGUACAUCAGCCUGAAUGACCUGCAGCAAGUGAAGGACCGAGGGCCUGUUGUGAGCCUCUGGCCAGCCCCUGGGAAACACUCUGAGAUAUAUAACAAAUUGAGAACAGUAGAACAUAUGACUGUCUAUGAGAAAGAAGACAUACCAAGCAGGUUCUAUUACAAGAAAGGGAAAUUCGUCUCUCCGUUGACCUUAGUGGCCGAUGAAGGAUGGUUCAUAACUGAGACUCGAGAGAUGCUGCCGUUUUGGAUGAACAGCACUGGCAAGAGGGAGGGCUGGCAGCGUGGAUGGCAUGGAUACGACAAUGAGCUCAUGGACAUGAGGGGCAUCUUCCUGGCCUUUGGACCUGAUUUCAAAUCCAACUUCCGAGCCGCUCCCAUCCGAUCGGUGGAUGUCUACAACGUCAUGUGCAACGUGGCAGGCAUUGCCCCCCUGCCCAAUAACGGUUCCUGGUCCAGGGUAAUGUGCAUGCUGGAGGGCCAGGCCAGCUCGGCUCCGGCUCUGUCUGUCCUGCCCAGCGGCUGUGCACUGGCCUUGAUUCUCCUCUUGCUAUUUCAAUAGCUGCUCCUUUGUUGUCCCGAACACUCAGCCAAGUGGACCUCCGUGGUGGAAAGGUUUUCAUUUUCUUUUUGAAUAAUAGCUUCAUUAACAAUCAAGGCCACAGAAAUUGUGAAUAUAUUAUUCUUGGAUGAUUUUAUACAUAAAUGUCCCUACUUCUUAAAAAAAAAAAUCCAAACUUUAUUUUUUCUGGAGGUAAGGAAAGUCUUACUUUUCGUUUGUUUGACUCUGUCAUUUUCCCCUUUCUUUUCAUGUAGUAACUUGGAUGAACUGUCCAAGCAGGGGCCUGCCCUGUAGCGAACAGCCUUUGAGUGGAUGUUGCAUGGUAGUCCUGGGCCCUGCUCUGUCCCGCCUUGCACAGAGCAGGCCCUGGUCUGUGCCCUGUCCACACCCAGGAGCCAACCUCGGGGUCUAUGGCCACCGUCCUGUACUGCUCCUUCCAUCCCAGAAAAAGGAGAUUCCACAUGACAGCAGUCACUGCCAUCUGUUUCUGAUUCAGCUGGUGGAGUUUCUCCAUUUUAUACAGUCUCAGAAAGGGCGUAUCUUAGCUCGAGUCAUCAAUCAAUCAAAACCCCUAAGGACUGGAGAACUCAGAAUAAGGUGACAGGCAUGGGUUCCCUCCCAAAGUCUGAAUGCACGAAAAUGUCUCCCUGGCCUUGAGGAGCAGAAAAGCUUACAAUAGAUCUGAGCUCCUGUGCAACUUCUCACAGUGUCCUACAGCCUGAAACCUUGCACAUUGUGGAUGGAUUGACGAUUGCCCACCGGCCCGCCUGUCUGUGUGAAGGCUUACUCAGAGACUGACACCCUGGAUCCCAACACAGAAUGUAGUUGACUAUAGCAACACCUGACAUACCAUUUACAGUGGGGCAAGGGAUGUCUUGCCGAUGAGAGAAUGGGCAUACCUGCAGAAACCUCAAUUCGUUGUUUGGAUUGGUGAUGCAUUAAGCAUAAGUUUCAUGCACUGGAGUCCUGGACCUUUGCUUGUUUAACAAUGACAGCAAAGGGGAUCCUUGAGUGACACAGAGUUCCAAGGAAAAUGGAGGGGGAAGGGGAGAAUGAACAUAAUGGCGUCAAAUCCCCAUCACUAACCAACAAGCCAUUUGAUUAGGAAACAGUGUGGUCAAAGGGGCCACCUCAGAGACCUAAGUUCUUUAGAAACCCUGAGAUGAGCCGUUGAUCCUGGGUUGAAAUGUUUUUAGUUUAAUAAUGUAAGUUUGUUGUAAAACAAGGGAUAACUGCGUUUUCAAAUGAUUCGAGUCAUGUACGUAUAUCAUUGCAUUCAAAUGGCUUUGCACUAAAUGAGGCACAUUUGCCAAUGAGACUUUUUUGUCAGGAAAAGAACACCUCAGGUCUCAGGAUGAUGAAGCCCUUUAUAGGGUGCCUGCCUUGAAAAAUGGAUAUCAACGCUCACCCUGAUUCAAGAAGGCAGGGAGCCGUCUCUGUGCCUUGAAGCAUGGGAGCAAAGGAUCACUGCUUAAAAAUAUCGAAUUUAUCUUCACAAAAGGUUUCUAAGGGUUUAUGUAACAUGUUUUUAAAACGGCAGCAAAGCAUUGAAUCAAUUGGAAAGGAGGCAAAUCAGCCGUUGUUAUCUGGCUGAAAGCAAAUUAGUACUCUCAGAACAUUGGCAGUGGCUGCUGAAAGGGGCAUCUAUUAUUCAAAGUUUCUUUUCUCCUAAAGGAUGGUGCUGUAAUGAAUUCAGCAGAGCCUUCCUUCCUCCCUCAUGAAGGAAGGAUACUUAAAAGACAGCCAAGUGAUUCCACUAAAAGUAGAUCAUCCAAAUCAAAAGGGCUGUAAACAUGGACACAAUCGUGCACUUGUCUUUCCUGUUCUGUUCUACCAUUUUCUUCCCCCUCAUUCAUUCUUAAAAUCUUCAAACUACAUAUUAAAAUUUCAGAUUGAUGUCUGACAAAGUAUAGUUACUCAAUAGCUAAUCUUGAAUCGAUGAAUGAGACUAAGAUACUUUUGGAAUUAUGACUAUUGGUAAGUAAUUGAGAAAAUUCAGCCCCUGAAUGGAGAAAAUAACUUUUUGCCUAAAAUAAUGCAUACAUUUUAGUGGCUUAAUUCUUUGGCUAGAGUUUUUUCUUCUUUGAUUUUUGUUUUAAAGUUACAUUAUUUUCCCUAGGAAAAGUCUAUUUUCUCUAAAUGGUUUUGUUUCACAGGAGUAAAAUCUAUGAGGAAUACAUAUAGACACCUUUUCUCCUGGAUUAUUUUACUACUUCAUUGCUAAUUCCAGGAGGAAGAUAAUUGGAUUGACCUGCAAAUACCGAAGAUAAAUGAAAGGAAUGAUCCUUAAAUUGAAGAUGAGACGAAUGGCUACUUUCCCUGCCCAUAUGUGAAAUCUCCAGAACCCAAUUCAAUUAAGUUCUGAAGACUUAAGCAUAAAUUAGAACAGGCUCAGGGAAUUCUUUCUAGCCUUGGAGAGUUCUGAGUUAUAAAGUUCCAACUCUCUUUGCUUUUAAAGGAAGCUUGGAAAUCCAGGUCUGAGUUCAGUCACAGACAGCAGUUUGUAAAUGUUCUGGGAUUAUAAGCAUCAUCUGUCUCACCUUCAGAGAUGCAGAUGCAGAGGAUCUGGGUGGGGCCUCAGGCGAUACUUUAAGUCAUGUUGAUCUAAGAUUUGGAUUUGCUCUAAAGGAAAAUGGGUUUUGAUUUGACCCUGGUAGACCUGAGUCUCCUGACAGCAAUUUCAUAACCAACCAGUUUCUCCAGAGGCCAUUAGGCUGGCAUAGGCUGUUGAUCCCAGCUGGGGCAAUUUUCCAGCCCUCUUUAAACCAAAGCAGAUCUGUACCCCCCAGUGAUGGAGAGAGGAACCAAACAGGCACACUGGACUUCUCCACAUCCUGCUCCUUGGGAGUCUAAGAUUCCCAAUGGUGCUAUCAGACAAGCUCAUUGUUCAAGACACACAGCUCUUUUAUGAAUGUCCUAAGAAAGUGUUUUGCAUUUCUGUAAAUAUCAAGAGAUUUCCAAAUGUGUGUUUAUUCUGUCUAAGCAAUUAGUGAUAGACCAAAGUCAGCGCUGGAAAAACUAGAAGGAAGGGAGGGUAUAGCCUUGGCCGACUGGUUAUAAAUAUGUGAAAUUUGGUCUCAGGUACAUCCGAUGGAAAUACACUUCUACGUUGCUUUGAAAUCAUAAAAUAGCACCUAGUGCAAUGCCUCAAAUGUUGAAUAAAUGUCCCAUAAAUAUGUGUUGAAUGAUAAAAAGAAUAAAUGUAAUUAAGAAGAUUUGCUUACAUCUCAGAUAUUCUCUCUCUACCUACAGUUCCUCAAAUUAAAUGAACUUUUCACUUU